AUCACGAUACGCGGUUUUGUACUUUAAACGACGAUAUGCUUUUGCCCACUUCAGUUGAUACAUAUGCAUGUACAUUUUCUUAUUCAGACCAUGGGAAGUAAAACCAAAUUAUGACCCAAAUCCAGGCCCCUAUUAUGGAGUUAAAGGAUUAGAGCGAGUGUCCAACUGGAAGGUUGCCUUAGCGCUGGCACUUUUAGGAAUUACUGGGGCAAUAAUGGGUUUUGUAUCUGUAAACCACUCCUUUACGUUUAAUCGGCAAAAACUAGAUGCUAAGUCAGCAGAAGCGGGAAGUUACCACGCAGCAAUUCGCGCAGAUGCUGAAAAAUAUGGCAAUGAAGAACAAUUACGGCGGAUGUUACAUCGAAUGCUAAGCGAUGAAAGAUAAGCAAAACUCAUUCAGAAAUGCAAAAUUAAAAAACUAGUUAAUUGUAUAUUAUAGUAUAGGAGGAUUCAUAUUAGUAAAAAGGAUGAUUGUAAAAUACAUGUUUGUAGGUCACACCCAUGGUGGAUUUAUAAUUAUCACACCAUGUGCAACUUGUAUCCAUU
Messenger RNA from Rhagoletis zephyria (snowberry fruit fly), 546 nucleotides. It is a transcript of the gene DnaJ-60, whose product is annotated as DnaJ-like-60. NCBI's taxonomy places the organism in Eukaryota, Metazoa, Arthropoda, Insecta, Diptera, Tephritidae. The record is from RefSeq and is a predicted model, not a curated record.